AAUCUCUCGAACAUAGAGGCACCGCGCUGUCACCUUUGGACUCGUCACUACUAGAAUCUAACCAAAGAUUUCUCAUGCUAUGGCAUCUCUAAAGGAAAAAAUUAAAGCUAAGCUCGGCAGAAAGAAACCAGCAACACCCCCGCUCGGCGAAGCCUCAUCUACUUCCGUUACUCCACAUGCAUCGGUCGUUCUUAAUCCUGCUACAUCUCCGCCCAGCUUGCCAGAGCGACUAUGGAACCAAGCAUACGACCAGGCGAACGCCUUUGACCCGAACACCGUCGCCGCAUACGAGACAAUUCUGUCCGCCCGAUUGAUCCGGAAAGAUGCAGACCCUGCAGACUCCUUACAAACUGCAGACCUCGCGUUGCAGCGGAACGAGAUUGAGCAGGAUCCAGAGAAGCGGCAGGCGCAGAUGCGUCGGCUCGUCCAAGACGGCCUGCACAGGACGGAAAAGGAUGCCAAGAUGAAGCAGGGCAUGGAAGACGGCAUCCAGGCCGCCAUGGCCGUGAAGGAGGUUGUCGACAGCGCGGUGCAGGCGUCGCCACAAGCGGCUCUCGCCUGGGUUGGCGUGUGCUUUGCGCUUGAGAUCUUGAUGAACCCGCUCACCCAGGCGAGCUCCAACCGGCAAGGUAUUACGUACGUCGUGUCAAGGAUGGACUGGUACUGGAACAUGUCUAGUCUGCUGCUAGACAAGAACACGACCGAAGCGCAUUCGCAAGGCCUGCGAGGUGAGCUCGAGAAGAACAUCAUCCAGCUCUACGCAAAACUCCUGUUGUACCAGAUGAAGAGCGUGUGUUACUAUCAUCGGCGACGGCUGUCUGUGUUAGCGCGGGAUCUAGUCAAGCUAGAAAAUUGGGACGGCGAGCUGAGCGACAUACAAGCGGCAGAGGCGGCAGUGCAACAGGACUCAGAGCAGUACAAUACAAUGUCAAUCCGGAAUCGGCUUGGCGCUAUUGCUGAGACGGCCGACUCGCAGAAUGCUAAGCUCGACAGCAUUAGCUCAGCAAUUCAGAAUCAGACCAGGCGGCAGGAGAGAAUACACGAGACCGAAGCGGAUAAUAAGUGCCUAAUAGACCUGUGUAGCACUAAUCCUCGCGACGACAAGAAGCGCAUUGAAGAGACCAAGGGCGGCCUGCUCAAGGACUCGUACCGCUGGGUCCUUGAAAACUCUGACUUCCAACAAUGGCGCAAUGACCCCCAGAGCCGGCUGCUGUGGGUUAAAGCCGAUCCUGGAAAGGGCAAGACAAUGCUGCUAUGCGGGAUCAUCGACGAGCUGCAGAAGUCGAUGGGCGCAACAGGUCUUCUUUCGCACUUCUUUUGCCAGGCCGCCGACCCGCGCAUCAACAGCGCCACAGCUGUGCUGCGAGGCUUAGUGUACUUGCUGAUCGAACAGCAGCCAUUACUAAUCUUGCAUGUGCGCAAAAAGUACGACCAUACAGGCAAAGCGCUAUUCGAGGAUGCGAACGCCUGGGUUGCCUUAGCCGAGAUCUUCACACACAUGCUGCAUGACCCGAAUUUAAAUAGCACGUACCUCAUUAUCGACGCGCUCGACGAAUGCGUUGCAGACUUACCAAGGCUGCUAAAAUUUAUCGCUGAGCAGUCGUCUAUGUUAUCUCGCGUCAAGUGGAUUGUCUCAAGCCGCAACUGGCAGGAAAUCGAGGAACAUCUUGAAGGGGCGGGACACAAAGCGAAACUGUCACUUGAGCUUAACGCAGCAUCCGUGUCUACGGCUGUCGGCAUAUUCAUUAAGCAUAAAGUGCUUCAGCUGGCAGAACGGAAGAAGUACAACGAGCGAACGCGAACUGCUGUGCUGGACUACCUUUCCUCAAAUGCGAACGACACCUUCCUCUGGGUAGCGUUGGUCUGUCAAAAUCUUGAGAAAAUUUCUCGAUUAGACACUGUUGCAAGACUUAACGAAUUUCCACCUGGCCUUGACCCUAUUUACGUGCGGAUGAUGCAACAGAUAAGCAACUCGUACAACGCAAAUCGCUGUAAACAGAUCCUUGGCUUAAUCGCGAUAGUAUACCGACCGAUCACACUGCAAGAGCUUACUUCUCUUGUGGAGACACUCGAUGAUAUAGCUGACAACCCAGAGUCGAUAAGGGAGAUCAUUGGCCUUUGUGGCUCGUUUCUUUUUCUGCGAGAGAACACAGUUUACCUUGUGCAUCAGUCAGCAAAGGACUUCCUAUUGUCCAAGGCAUUUAGUAAAAUCUUUCCGUCUGGAAUAGAAGAGGCUCACUACGUAAUCUUCUCAAGAUCUCUCCAGGUCAUGUCUAGGACCCUGCAACGGGAUAUGUACGGCUUGGAAGCGUUACGACAUCCUAUCGAGGACGUCCAACAGCCAGAUCCGGAUCCGUUUGCAGCAUCGCGCUACUCGUCUAUCUACUGGGUUGAUCAUCUUUACGCCUCAAAUCUUGCGUCUUCAGCGAGCUACAACAAUGCAUUACAUAAUGGAGGCAUUGUUGACGUGUUUUUGCAGAAAAAGUUUCUCUACUGGCUAGAAGCUCUUAGUCUGUGUAAGAGCGUGCCGAAGGGUGUUGUUUCGGUAGAGAAAUUAUGGUUGUUAAUCCAAAGAAGAGGAGAUGCGAGUGCAUUUACUGAGCUUGUCAAGGACGCGCAUCGGUUUAUUAUGUAUCACAAGGGAGCUAUUGAGCAUAGCGCUCUCCAGGCCUAUGUAUCUGCGCUGUUAUUCAGUCCAUUAAAGAGUUCGAUAAGAAGGCAUUUCCAGCAUGAAGAGCCAGAUUGGCUCACAAUCAAGCCGGCAAUGGGCGACGGCUGGAGCGCGUGCCUGCAGACGCUCGAGGGCCAUAGCCAUUCCGUCAACUCAGUGGCCUUCUCUCACGACUCGAUGCGGCUGGCAUCGGCGUCGUACGUAUAGAGUCUCGCAAGCCGAGAUAUCAAGGCCUAGCGUUGAGUUUAGAUGGGACAUGGAUAACAUAUAACUCUAAGAAGCUAGUAUGGCUGCCAUCAGAGUAUCGGCCAUCAUGUUGGGCAGUAUUAGGGAAGAAAAUCGGCAUUGGUGUUGGAACUGGAAGAGUCUGGAUAUGCGAAACUUUGCUUAAUAUAGCCUAGCAAGAGCGUUUGUAAAGAGUUAACUUAUUAUUUUUAUUUUCUUUUUUAUCUCUAUUUUAUAGAGGGGCCAGGGAUUAAGUUUUACUACUUAAACGUUAGUAGAUAUAGAUAAACGCAUCUAUAACGCUAGUAGGGAGAACGGCCG
This is a messenger RNA of Mytilinidion resinicola, 3217 nucleotides long. RefSeq names its product NACHT-domain-containing protein. Gene Ontology annotation, molecular function: protein binding. The record is from RefSeq and is a predicted model, not a curated record. Lineage: Eukaryota; Fungi; Ascomycota; Dothideomycetes; Mytilinidiales; Mytilinidiaceae. The transcript is spliced from 5 exons. The coding region runs from base 80 to 2878 and encodes 932 amino acids.